Messenger RNA from Hippoglossus stenolepis (Pacific halibut), 3326 nucleotides. It is a transcript of the gene ankrd34c, whose product is annotated as ankyrin repeat domain 34C. The record is from RefSeq and is a predicted model, not a curated record. Lineage: Eukaryota; Metazoa; Chordata; Actinopteri; Pleuronectiformes; Pleuronectidae. The transcript has 2 exons. Gene Ontology annotation, molecular function: protein binding. Bases 528 to 2114 code for a protein of 528 amino acids.
GAUCCUUUACAUGUGUUUGAGAGGUAUAACACGCUCGGUUUGUUGUUGUCCUGCAGAUAUAGCGAUCAGGACGGAGGUUUUUUUUCUCAUCAGACGCAUUUAUUUCUGUCGACUCUGACGUCAAGAGAAUACACGUUUCAUUCAACAGGCAAGAAGGUAAGUUAUUUAUAGCCCCACAGCAUCUCCAGGUUGUGAUCCUUGAGUGCGCAGUGAAAGGAAUAGUCCCCAUUGGACCAGAUGUAGUGCGCCUCCAUAACAAAAGCCACGCAGCUCAUGCGUUAUGGUGCCAGAGAGAUGCGGCGCCCUGUAACCUAAACUAGGACGCGUUGAUGGGAAACACAAAAACGGGGAUAUCGCGAAGAACUGCCACCAAACUUUCUGUGUCUGAAUAACACAUUUCCAACCCGAUUUCUUCCCUCUUAUACAAGACAGAGCACCGGGUACUUUGAGCAUGGAAAACCGUCUCCUCCGAGCAGGGCUGUGAGCUUUAAGUUCAAAACUGAGAGGAUCUGCGAUUGGUUUCGGAGAUGGCCGACAUCCUGGAGCUGCGGACAGAUGGAAACUCGCUCCUGAAGGCAGUAUGGCUCAGACGCUUGAGACUCACCCGGCUCCUGUUGGACGGAGGUGCCUAUAUCAAUGAGAGCAAUGAACGAGGAGAGACACCACUCAUGGUGGCCUGCAUGUCCACGCACACCGACCAGCAGAGUGUGAGCAAGGCAAAGCUGGUGAAGUAUUUGCUGGACAACCAGGCAGACCCCAACAUACAGGACAAAAUAGGCAAGACAGCUCUGAUGCAAGCCUGCAUCCACAAAGCUGGACAUGAGGUGGUGGAUCACCUGCUGAGCAACGGAGCUGAUCCGAGUCUGGAGGACAGGAGUGGAGCCUCAGCCCUGGUCUAUGCCAUCAACGCAGAUGAUAAGGAUACACUGAAGCUGCUCCUGGAUGCAUGCAAAGCUAAAGGCAAGGAGGUCAUCAUCAUCACCACAGACAAGUCACCUUCUGGUACGAAAACUACCAAACAAUACCUGAAUGUCCCCCCAUCACCAGAGCUGGUUGAGAGGUCCUCCCCAGCAUACUGCACCUCUCCCUCUGAUAUCGAUGUUAGUGCAUCUCCCACUCCUGAGCAAGAGCAACAAAAUACGGUCUUCAGUUUUCAGACAAAGCUGAAAACUUCUAGUUCAGCUGCGAAGCUUGCCAGCGGGCCCACGUCUCCAACACGGCGGCCUGUGAACCCCAAACGUGCACGUUUGCCUCAGCUGAAAAGGCUGCAGUCGGAGCCUUGGGGGCUAAUUGCCCCCUCAGUCCUGGCUGCAGCCGCUGCCCAUGAGGAGAGUAAGAAAUCCAGCUCUGAUGACGAUGUUGUUUCAGGGGUAAACGGACUCUCUCUGAGUAAGAGAUCGGUUUUAUCUCGACAGAACAGUGUGGAUGGGAAGGAAAGUUUAUUCCCACUGGUAGGUGAACAGGCCUGCAAAAUGACAACAUCACAGUCGGGUCCUUCAUUGUCUAAGGCAUCAUAUGAGAGGUCUCUAAACCAGCACCAGCCACUGGCACGGCGCAGUACUGUACCCAACGAGCAGGAGAGCAGCAGCUGCAGCAGUGGAGUAGCCAAUCUGAGAGACACAAUGCACAGGAGACGUCUUGGGAACGAUCAUUAUGAUUCAGACUCACAGCUCUAUUCAGACUCUGCGAUGUUAGACUCUCCUAAGGUCCCAGUGGAGCGAAGAAAACUAAACACUUCUCCUCUAGCAAUGCUGACCAGCUCCAGAGAGUCUCUCGACAGCAACACCAGCACAUCCUCUCCCAGCACAGCACGCAGGCGUGUGCCCGGCCUCCUGGAGAGGAGAGGCUCGGGCACGCUGCUGCUGGACCACAUCUCUCACACCAGGCCCGGCUUCUUGCCCCCUCUCAACGUCAACCCCAACCCUCCCAUCCCUGACAUCGGGGCCUGCAAGCCCUCCUCACCUCUCUCCACAGGUAUUAGAUCUAUAGCUCCAGUAGCACCGACCACACCAAAGAGAGGUGGCCUCAAGUCCAAGAAGAAACUGAUAAGAAGGCACUCUAUGCAAGUGGAGCAGAUGAAGCAGCUUUCGGAUUUUGAAGAGCUGGCUCAUUAGUUUGUGACAUGAUUAUGCAGCACGGUUUGUGGGAGUAGAGAUGUUAACUUGUCAAAAAGUACGUUCACAGGUUCAGUUCACUCAGCCGUCUAGAUGUUGAAUAAUGUAUCAUUUAGAUUUUUACACACACAGAUAUAUAUUUACAUAUAUAGAUAUAUAUGUACAUGUUUGUGUGUUUGUGUACUUGUACUUAUAUCUUUGUGAGGAUCCUUUUUGAGCCUAGACCUUACGGAUUGAGGACAUUUUGGAAAGGUGAGAACCUUUCAGCUGGUUGUCACUGUUACUGUUAAAGGGUUAAGACUUGCUUUCAGGUUUAGAGUUAGAAUUAGAUGUAGAUUAGUUGAAAUGGUUAAAGUUAUGGAAAGGGGCUGGAAAAAUACAUCAUACCAAUGGGUUUCCUCACUAUGAUAGAAGUAGAAGAAUGUGUGUGUGUGUGUGUGUGUGUGUGUGUGUGUGUGUGUGUGUGUGUGUGUGUGUGUGUGUGUGUGUGUGUGUGUGUUUUGAAACUGAGCAAUAUAGAUAGAUUUCCUCCCUGUGCUACAACCAACCUGAAGGAUUAUCAUCUUUUGACUUCACAACAUCUGCUGUAUAUGUGUUACAGUUUUUGAAUGUAAAUGCCAAGACGUGGUACUUUUCCUCUGAUCUAGCUCUCUUACAUGAUAACGUUAUGUGUAUGGAACACACAGGGUCCAUUUGUAGCCAGUAGGCCUCUUGGGUGCACUUUGUCCAUAUGUAAUUAGCACAAUUAAUGGACUUUCAUUGAAAAAGAACAAAACACGUGAUGCACUUGUCCGAGAUGUAGCUUAGAGUAACAUGAAAUUUGACUGUUUGUAGCAAAUUUGUACAAAGUGCCUUCAAGAUGAAGGAACUUAAACAAAAGAGUUGACAGAUACAUUUAAUGUAUUAAGAUUGUUUUUCAUUAAUGAUGAUGUAACCAAAAUGUGUUUUAUGUCGAUGUUGUUGGUUUCACAUGGAACAAAAUGACCACUCAGAAUACAUGUGAUGUGAAUGAAUGAACUACAUGCCUUAAGAAACAGGUAAACCAAUGGGCUAUGUAUAACAGCACUUUAUCGCCCAGGAGUAAAAAAAAAAAAUAACUCAAAAUAGUUGCUAUAAACAGUGUUAAAAAACAAAAGCACAUGAAAUUCUUGAUGAGUUCAAGUAACACUGAAUGACAUUUGACCCCUCAGUCGUCGGAGACAUUGGUGAAAC